CUAUCAGAAGGUCACAAAAGGGGGUUACGUGACCCCGGGACACUGCAACCGUCAUCAAUACAUGCCAGUCGCCAAGUGUCUGGAUUUUGAUCAGGUGGCCAUGAGGACGAUGCAAUGCCUUCACUCCUGUGGCCUGACCGCUGGUGCGUGUGAAGUCUUGGCUUCUGUCCUGGAAACCAGCGAGACCCUCGUGGAGCUGAACCUGGGCGAUAACAGCCUGGGAGAUGAAGGGGUCAGGCAGCUGUGCCAAGGGUUGAGACAAAGGCAUUGCAAGCUUCAAAGGUUGGUACUUACAAUGGCAGCGUUGAACCGAAACACCAAGGCGAAAUUGGAGGCAGCUUGUAUGAGGCAUCCUGGCUUAGUUCUAACUUCCUACUAUCCUCCGGAUUUUCCCCGCUUCCCAGGUACUGAAGAGUAAAGGUAGAGUUCACACCUGCUUUCCUUGGGCUCCUCAAGGAUUGGUGGAAGCUUGGUGAGAUAGGUGGUAGGUCUGGAAACCUCCCAAGGCCAGCUCAGCACAGCUUACCUUUUGCAUUACCUGCUGCGUGGCAAUCCGACAGCUGAUUCCCAUCCCUGGCCAUGAGGCUUCAGGUGGCCCUCUGUGGGGCUUGGCCAUGUGGGAGAUUCUUCUCAACUGGAGCCCCUCAAGAGGUUCAACUCCAUCUUUCAUAACCUCGAACCAGCAUGUCAGAAGAACAUUCUGUACCAGUCUGAGCCAGUGAUACGGGAGCCACUGUUUGAAGAGGAAGAAGUUUAUUCAACGAAGACAAUUAGAGGACUAAAACUUACGAAGAACCAUUGCAGGAAUUGGGUAUGUCUAGUCUGAUGAAAAGAAGGACCAGGGGGUGACAUGAUAG
Messenger RNA from Notechis scutatus (mainland tiger snake), 857 nucleotides. The record is from RefSeq and is a predicted model, not a curated record. NCBI's taxonomy places the organism in Eukaryota, Metazoa, Chordata, Lepidosauria, Squamata, Elapidae.